Cetraspora pellucida is the source of this 591-nucleotide messenger RNA. Lineage: Eukaryota; Fungi; Glomeromycota; Glomeromycetes; Diversisporales; Gigasporaceae. The record is from the annotation of a GenBank genome assembly.
AUGUUACGAUAUGAUAAUGUCGUCUGCUCAGAAAUAGCAGGAUUCAUAUCAAUAGCUUGUUGGAUGGUAGUUGGUUUUCCACAGCUUUAUGAAAAUUAUAAGCGAAAGUCAGGUGAUUCAGUAUCACUACCUUUCGUUUAUAUAUGGUUACUUGGUGACUUUUUUAACUUGCUCGGUGCUAUCUUACAAAAUUUAUUGCUAACAGUGUAUAGAAAUUAUGACUUCGACGAAGAAGUAUCUCUUCUUCAAUCAAUGCGCACUGAUUCACAAACAUCUCAAACAUCUCAAACAUCUAUAUAUCAAUCAAGGGUCAAACAAUCCUUGGAAAUAUUAAUAGGACUUGUUGGUGUUUGUGUUGCUGGAGUUAUUAUGUAUUAUAUCUCUACUCUAUUUAGGAAUAAUGAAAAGGAUGGGAAAGAUGGUCAACAACAUAUGGAAUUACUACCACAGAUUUUUGGAUGGUGUAGCGCCAUGCUUUAUCUUGGUGCAAGAAUUCCUCAAAUUAUUCAGAAUCAUAAGUCACAAUCUACUGAAGGAUUAUCACUAGCUAUGUUUUGUUUUUGUGUUUUGGGAAACGUUACAUUUUGUUCG